Molecule: messenger RNA, 1967 nt
Organism: Oncorhynchus tshawytscha (Chinook salmon)
Lineage: Eukaryota; Metazoa; Chordata; Actinopteri; Salmoniformes; Salmonidae
Exons: 6
Coding region: 276-1055 (259 amino acids)
Source: RefSeq, a predicted model, not a curated record
GUAGCCAUGCUCUGACAAUAGCUCGCCCAGCCCUAUUUCACAUGCUAAUACAUUUCUUUAGGAGAGCACCAGUGCAUUUAGCUAUGCUAGGCUCCAGCUUUAUUCUCUGUCUGCACACGAGUAACCUGAUUCCCAGGGCAACCGUUGCCACCGCAAAACACCCAAGUGAGUGCAUUUGUUUGUACUAUUUCUAUUUGAAUCCAAGUCUUCAUAGUCAUUAAAGUAAAUAUUUGAAAAGGAAGUAGUUUGCAUGUAAUUAAUUCAACUUAACUGUUAUGAAAAAUAGCUUUACUGUUUUGACAGUGUCAGUAGUAAGAAGAGAGCUUAGUGUAAAAGUUAAGACAGAGCCUUUAGAAGUUUUUCAAUGCACAAGGACCGGACUCCACUGCUGGGGAAACACAAGGCACAGCCCUGUCUACGGAAUGAAACUUCCUGCUGUUUGCUUGAAUUCCACAACUCUGUCUAUUCCUCGAUCCACACCUGUCCGCCAAAGUCGCUACCUUAUGGUCACUCCCCUGACAUUGCCCAUCAUCUCACCUGCCUCGGCAGCACUGCCAGUCAGCCAGUCUGUCCCCAGACUGGACCCCCUCCAUCCUCCUCUGGCCCAUAGACGGACUGUCAGCCUUGAGACCCCUGCUGUGCAUCACCACAACCACCAGAGGGCACUGGUUAUGCAGAGAAAGGAGCACUAUAGGUAUCACCAGGUGUGGCGGAAGCCAUUCUACGGAUCCUGCACUGAAAGAGAGGAGUACAGAUCGGAGGUACGUCAGCAGCUGAAGAGGCAGAUGGAGGAGAAGAGGGCGGGGCUGAUUCUGAAGUUGACCAGUAAGGCAGAGGAGGCCGAGUUUUUACAGGAAGUGGAUCGCUUGGCUCUGUCCAGUGAGAAACAGCAGAGGAUCCAGCACAGCAGAGCGAUGAGCCACUACAGAGAUGAGAACAAGAAGCUGAUGGAGCAGAGCUGGAUGGACAAGGCACUGAUUCGCUCUCAGGAGGCCCUGAUGGAGAGAGAACUGCUACGCCACAACCCCAUUAAUUGGAGCGGCACACUGAAAUAGAAGCACACACCUCUGUUCACACAUUUUCUCUUUUUCCAUAGCUAGCUUUAUAGGGGACUUCACUAUUUUUAGGGUUAGGGUUAUUUAAUUAGGCAAGUCAGUUACAAACAAAUUCUUAUUUACAAUGACGGCCUACCCCAGCCAAACCCUAACGACGCUGGGCCAAUUGUGUGCCGCCCUAUGGGACUCCCAAUCACGGCCAGUUGUGAUACUGGCUGGAAUCGAACCAGGAUCUGUAGUGACACUUCUAGAUGCAGUGUCUUAGAUAGUAGCUCCUGAGUGGCGCAGCGGUCUGUUUUCUUGAAUGGCUUUCAUCUAUCGCCUCCAUGCAACAACAGUGUUUUAGUAAGGUCUUCAGCAAUGAGCAGCAGUAGUUCAAAUUAAAUUGCUUUUAGUUCAUUUCAACAUGUCAAAUAAAAAUGGUGAAAGGAUAUUGUAAAGAAAAUAGCACUCUGGGGGGAAAACAAUGUUUUUAAAUAAUGGUCAUAAUGCAAUUAAGUGCAGCUGGGAAUCUUAGGCCUAACAUACACACAUACUGGUUCUGGAACCUAAGGACAUGAUUAACAAUAAAAGAAAGAUAAUUGAAAAUGAAAAAAUAUAAUUUGAAUAAAUGUUUUAUUCUAAGCGCACUAGCUUUAGUAGAUACUCAGGAUGAGGGUGGAACAACGUGUUGGGAUUGAGUGGAUGCACAUGUUGACACAGUUCUGAUAAAUACACUUGUGCUUUGUACAGUCGUGGCAAAAAGUUUGGGAGAAUGAGACAAAUUAAUUUCCACAAACUUUGCUGGUUCAGUGUCUAGAUAUUUUUGUCAGAUGUUACUAGGGAAUACUGAAGUACAAUUACAAGCAUUUCACAAGUGUCAAAGGCUUUUAUUGACAAUUAUAUGAAGUUGAUGCAGAGUCAAUAUUUAAA